CUUCAAAACAUAACAACUCCAUCAACAGAUCAUGCUUUCAUUAUGAAAAAUUUGCAUUGAUCCGAUGAUUAUUCCCUUCAUUUUCGCCUUUCUUGCCGGAGCAUUUUCAGUACUGCUUGUACAAACGGUYCUCUUAUACAAAUGGUGGUCUUCGAAGGAGAAAGAGACUCCAAAAUUGACCGUGGAAAGGUCGAAAGUCACCAACCCAAAGUUUGUUUCAGAUUUCUUGAAAGGUGAAGGAGCAACAAGGGAAGAAUCAUGCAUGUUUUUGAAUCUUCUGUUUUCCUUCCUAUGGCAAGAAUGGAGAGACAAGCCAAAAACCAAAGAAUUCUUCAUGAAAAGAUUAAAUAUGGAAUUUACAGACCUAGUGACUAACMGAGCUGCUGGAAAACUUAUUGAACAAAUUACUAUAUUAGACCUGGAUUUAGGAACCUCUUUGCCUGUAUUCAAAGGAGCCACAAUAAUGAAAAUUCAUCCUGUAAAAGAUCCAAGAGACAUUCCCAAAGAAUUAGAUAUUGCACUAGAAUUAGAAUAUACAGGUGGAUGUCAUAUGGCCAUACAAGUGGACUUUCCUUUUAGUAAGACUGCSUAUUUCUCUGUUAAGCUUGCAAGUCUUAAGGGACGAGGAAGACUUCAGUUUAGUACAAUCCCAUGUACACAUUGGUCCUUUUCUUUUUAUCAGGAACCAGACAUGGAAUUCCAAGCCGAGUCACAUGUUGAAGGAAAAAACAUUGAGCAGCUAACAUCUCUAAUAGUUAAUCAUCUUCGGCGAACUAUCAGCAGAAAACACACUCUUCCSAGAUAUAAAAUAAGAUAUUUACCAUUCUUCCAAAAAUUAGAACCUCAAGAUGAAAAACAAUCUAUUUAUGUACAUGAUAGUGUAAUAACUAUAGGGCACCUUGAGGUUAAAGUUAAUGGUUGCUAUCGUUUACCUGAUAUUGAGGGAAGCACUGGAUUGUAUUGUGCUUUGUCAGUGGAUGCAUUACCAUGGAAACAACUAGCUGAGAAUAGUAGAGCUUUGUGGACAACAUUUGAGGUYGAAAUAACUAGAGAAAGCACCACAGCAUCAUUUGGUAUGACUCUAAGCAAGGAAUAUGGAGGRUCUGACAUUGAUAAGGUUGUAUUUGUAGAAACCAUUAUACCAUCAUCACCUGCUGAAUUAGCUGGACUACAGAGAGGUGAUGUUAUUGUUUCAGUGGAAGGACAGAGAAUAGACUCACUUAAACAAGCAGCAAAGAUGAUCAAAAAUAAAACCAAAUUUACUGCAAACUUCCAACGGCCUCCAAAUAARCUGCAAAGCAAGACUGACCAACAAGAUGGCUUUGAUGAAAGUGCAGUAGACUUCAAGAACGUUGCUGUAGACAGCGAUGAGAAUGACUCUGAUGAAGAAUUUGUCAAUAUUAUGAUUCCGUUAAUUGGAGAGCAAGCAACCAAUGAAGCAAAAACAGCAAUGAGAGAUUACUUGACAAGAAGUGCAGAAUUACGGCAACGAUCACGGAAAGGACAUUCUAAAGCAACAACUCCAACAAGUCCUGUUCCAGAAAGCAAAAAGACAUUCAAGCUGAAUACAGAGACRGCAAGAAACUCUAAGCCUGUCAGUCAAGYUGAUGGAAAGUCUGAAGCCAAURCAACUGAAACAYCACAAACAAAGCCAUUAAGUCCUGUUAGAAGUAGAAGUGUUGGUACAAAGCCUACCAAACCAAGURUGUCCAGUGAUGAGACCAGUAAAAGUAGUCUUGUAAUAAAACCCUCUACAUACUGUGAACGUCCAGGCACAAAGAGGACCAAAGAAGUAUCUCCCAGUCAGGAGCCUUCCUGGAAUGAAAGUGUCAGGUUUGAUUUGGGUCCAAAAGACAUGUACCUGAAUGUAUGUGUUUGGAGCAAACACCAGGAAAAAAAUGACAAAGAUAUUCUUAUUGGACAUAUAACAGUUCCACUAAUGGAUAUUGCAGUACAGUGUCUUACUCUUGGYGAAAGGCGACACCAUCAGACAUAUGUUUUAGUUUCUCCUCACAUAGACAGGAUUAUAUCAAGGUGGGUAACUGCYRAGAGACAGUAUAUUGCUUCUGCUAGACAGUGUGAUGAUGCAGCUCUUCGUGAAAAAAUGGAGGAACUAGAAAAGCUAAAAGCUGAAGAGGAGGAAUCUGACCCAGAAGACUCUCUCGAAAGUUCUAGUGGACAGAAAUCAAGAUGGUUCUCAAAGAAGCCGACAGAAACAAAAGAACAAGAUAAUUCAGUCACAACYGAUGAACAAGCGCAACAAACACCAAAGGAUCAGAAAGAAACUUCAUCAAAGACAAGCGAAGGCAACAAAGAAAGUGRCAUGGAAGGGGAAAAAGUGAAAAAUGAUAAAGAGAAUGAGAAGAAUGUGAAUGAACAAACCUUGACACAACAAGAGCGUGGAGUUCCUGGUUUGAAUGAGAACCUCUGUGGUGGAGACAUGUCUUUGUCAUUUGUGCACUCAGCUUCUGCUAGACAGUGUGAUGAUGCAGCUCUUCGUGAAAAAAUGGAGGAACUAGAAAAGCUAAAAGCUGAAGAGGAGGAAUCUGACCCAGAAGACUCUCUCGAAAGCUCUAAACCUGUUGAGCACAAUUUUAUCUUGACUCAGUUUUACUUUCCAACGAGAUGCAACUAUUGCAGCAAGAAGAUCUGGACAAAGGUUGCCUUUCAGUGUAGGAAUUGCGGUCUUAUUUGUCACAAAAAGUGUCUUGACAGCUGCAGGCGGUUUAGUAGUUGUUUACGUUCUAGUGGACAGAAAUCAAGAUGGUUCUCAAAGAAGCCGACAGAAACAAAAGAACAAGAUAAUUCAGUCACAACYGAUGAACAAGCGCAACAAACACCAAAGGAUCAGAAAGAAACUUCAUCAAAGACAAGCGAAGGCAACAAAGAAAGUGRCAUGGAAGGGGAAAAAGUGAAAAAUGAUAAAGAGAAUGAGAAGAAUGUGAAUGAACAAACCUUGACACAACAAGAGCUUGCACCCGAGAGGAGUGAUGAUUCUACUGCAAGUAUUGAUCCUGCUGAGCRGGAGAAGGGUGAGGCUGUUGCCUCUGAUAUGGUAGCAGCAUCAGAGCAAGUCAAAGAGAUGGGUCGAGAACUUUUCUCAAACUUGCCUCCUGAUGAAAGGAAAAGAAAACUCCAAGACAUGAUGGCAAGACUACAAGUGGAAAUAGACGAAGAAAAUGAAACUCAAGCUGAUUUAUAUAUCGCGAAAAAGAGAACAAAAGAUAAAAAGCUUAAGGCACAUUUUGUGUCAUUAAUUGGAAAGUCAGAGGAGAGGAGUCAAGCUCUUGCUAUGCUGAUGUUGCAGUACUGUGCUGGAUUGCAGGACUGCGCUGAUGCAGAAGAUGAAGGGUGUUAUGAAUUAUAAACAUGCCGGCACAAAUUAUAAAUAUCUCAUAGAAUUUCAGUCAUAUUACAUGUAUCAUGUGUAUUGUUCGAGAUUUUUAGGAUCUGAUAUUAUGCUCUAAAGUACUGAAUUGUAUAAUUUUGAGUUUUUACUUGUAGUAUUUUGCCUAGAAAAUUGCCAUUAGUAAUGUUUUUUAUCCGGCGACGUAAGCAUAGUUAAUAGUUAACUAUGACUUAAGCAAUGUAUAAAUUGAUUACGAAAGAGAUUAUUUAUGUAUAAUAUUGGUAUAUAUUGUUAAUUUACGAAUAAAAAUAAUAGACUUACAA
Exaiptasia diaphana is the source of this 3672-nucleotide messenger RNA. Its product is annotated as PDZ domain-containing protein 8. The transcript has 22 exons. Gene Ontology annotation, cellular component: mitochondria-associated endoplasmic reticulum membrane contact site. The coding region runs from base 65 to 3367 and encodes 1100 amino acids. Gene Ontology annotation, molecular function: lipid binding; protein binding. The record is from RefSeq and is a predicted model, not a curated record. Lineage: Eukaryota; Metazoa; Cnidaria; Anthozoa; Actiniaria; Aiptasiidae. Gene Ontology annotation, biological process: mitochondrial calcium ion homeostasis.